Molecule: messenger RNA, 1663 nt
Organism: Cyprinodon variegatus (sheepshead minnow)
Lineage: Eukaryota; Metazoa; Chordata; Actinopteri; Cyprinodontiformes; Cyprinodontidae
Gene: g3bp1
Product: GTPase activating protein (SH3 domain) binding protein 1
Exons: 12
Coding region: 170-1663 (497 amino acids)
Cellular component (GO): cytosol; ribonucleoprotein complex
Molecular function (GO): mRNA binding
Source: RefSeq, a predicted model, not a curated record
GGCGGAAUCUUGCCUUUAGUGCGGAGGAGAGACAGGUAUUCGGGUACUCUGGCACGUUGAGAAGCCGUUAGGUGUCUGCCAGCCGUUACGGCAAUUCAAUAACUCCACCGAUUGAACAGUAAUCGUUUUAACACAAUUGACCAGUCGAGAUUUCCAGUCGACCAAAGAAAUGGUGAUGGAGAAGCCAAGUGCCCAGCUGGUCGGGCGAGAGUUUGUCCGACAGUAUUACACACUCCUGAAUCAGGCCCCUGACUACCUGCACAGGUUUUAUGGAAAGAACUCCUCAUAUGUGCAUGGCGGCUUGGACAGCAAUGGGAAACCACUAGAGGCUGUUUACGGACAAGCUGAGAUCCAUAAGAGGGUGAUGGCACUGAGUUUCCGGGAUUGUCACACCAAGAUCCGACAUGUGGAUGCCCACGCCACCCUGAAUGAAGGCGUGGUGGUCCAGGUGAUGGGCGAACUCUCAAACAACAUGCAACCCAUGAGGAAGUUCAUGCAGACCUUUGUUCUUGCACCUGAGGGUACAGUUGCAAAUAAAUUUUAUGUCCACAAUGAUGUUUUCCGCUACCAAGAUGAGGUGUUUGGUGACUCUGACUCUGAACCUCCAGAAGAGUCGGAAGAUGAAGUAGAGGAGCUGGAGAGGGUUCCCUCCCCUGAUGUGGGCCCUGAGGAGUCUGCCCCCUUCUAUGACCCAACAGCUUGUUCAGGACCAGCGGCUCCUGGUGAUGUAGAGGAAGAACCUGCAGUAAGCCCAGAACCAGAGCAUGAGGUGGAGAAGGAGGUGGAGGCAGCUGAGGUGGAGCUGAAAGCAGAGGCCAUGCUGGAGACGCAAACAGAAAGCCUCACAAUCGAAGAUCAGACGGAGAAAAGUCCCUCUACAGUCGCUCCCCCCUCCACAGAACCCGCCACAGCGCCAGCUGACACGGCUCCAUCUGCUCCAGAGGAAAACCGGCCGUUCUCUUGGGCAUCAGUUACCAGUAAGAACCUCCCUCCAAGUGGUGCUGUCCCAGUCUCAGGCUUCUCCCAACAUAUUGCAAAGGCUCCUCCUGCAGCUCAGCCAAGAGUGGAGGUUAAGUCUGAGACACAGACGGCACAGAGACCACAGAGAGACCAGAGGCCGAGAGAACAGAGGCCUGGGGGUCCUCCAUCCACCAACAGAGGGCCAAGGCCAGGUACAGUUAGAGAAGGUGAGCCGGGUGAGUUGGAGGGUCGCAGGAUGGUUCGGUACCCAGAUGCCCACCAGCUGUUUGUGGGUAACGUUCCUCAUGAUGUGGACAAGACGGAACUGAAAGAGUUCUUUGAACAAUAUGGAAAUGUCCUGGAGUUGCGGAUCAACAGCGGAGGAAAGCUCCCAAACUUUGGCUUUGUGGUUUUUGAUGAUUCUGAACCUGUACAGAAGAUCCUCAGCAACCGGCCCAUCAAGUUCAGAGGAGACAUCCGUCUGAAUGUGGAGGAGAAGAAAACCCGGUCGGCCAGAGAGGGUGACAGGCGAGAUGUAAGGCCCCGUGGUCCAGGUGGCCCCGGUGGUCCGAGAGAGCGAAUAGGAGGUGGCGGGGGACCCAGGGGCCCCCCUGUUCGCGGCGGCAUGUCACAGAAACCCAGCUUUGGUUCUGGACGGGGGGCAGGAGCUGCGGAGGGGCGCUACUCUGCUCCUCGUCAGUGA